This is a messenger RNA of Thermothielavioides terrestris NRRL 8126, 333 nucleotides long. RefSeq lists its product as uncharacterized. NCBI's taxonomy places the organism in Eukaryota, Fungi, Ascomycota, Sordariomycetes, Sordariales, Chaetomiaceae. The transcript has 3 exons. The coding region runs from base 1 to 333 and encodes 110 amino acids. The record is from RefSeq and is a predicted model, not a curated record.
AUGAUGAUGGCAGGAGCCGCAGCAGCUCUGCUGCUGGUGGUGGUGCUCGUGGUAGUGCUCGAGACGGGCUAUCGGAUAUGGGACUUGCUGCAGCAUCCGAUCUCUGCUCGCUUUGCCUUUGCUCUGCCUCUGCCGUUACCCCGGUCCCGUUCCGCACCCCGCUCGCUUCCGCAGUCGGGCGUAUGCUGGUUCGUCUGGUAUACGGCUCGGGGCGGGUCGAGCAAGAAAAACAGAGAUGCUAGUGCUGGUUAUUCCUUUCUCCCGCUUUGGUUCACCUACGGGCGGAACGGGAUCCGCGGACGGGCCAAGGGCUUGGAGGCGAGCUUGGUGUGA